Messenger RNA from Amoebophrya sp. A120, 569 nucleotides. Lineage: Eukaryota; Dinophyceae; Syndiniales; Amoebophryaceae. The record is from the annotation of a GenBank genome assembly.
GUUUGUUCGCGCGGGCGCCGUGGCGCCUGGCGGGCUGCGCCUUUGUUUCCUUGUGUUAGUUGGCCCGCCCCCCCGGGCCCCUACCUGCUCCGCCGCGCUGGCAUUUGGGGCGCCCCGGAGAUUGCUACCCGCCCAAGCCUGCCCCCGGGCGCCGCCUCGUUUCGCAUGGGUCCAUCAGGAUGGCUGCCGAAGAAGGCGGCACCUUCCUGGAAAACAUAGGGCCCGGGCGUUUUGAUGUUCUCUUGGGCCUGGCGCGCGCGUUGCGCGCGCCAAGCCCGGGAGUGGCCCCGGGAUGGGGCGGGUUUCUUUCCUAUCCCGCGCCGCCUCUGUGGCGCCGUUUUAGUUUGGUUGCCGGCCGCCGGGCGCCCUGUUCCCUAUCUUUCUUUGUGGUGGUGGUGUUGCCCCCCAACUACGGCGAUUAAUUCCCCUUCUGCCUCGGCGAAGAUCUCUGCUUUCCAUCUAUGUCCAGCAUGGAUGCGCGCGCCUUUACGUCCGUGGGUUGACUGUUCGUUGGUUGCGUCCUCUGCAGGCUCGCGCAGCGCAGUUCUCUGUGGUGUUGUUCACGUCAU